GCCAUCCUGGAGGUGAUACAGGCGCAGCAGCAUCCAUGGCCUGCCCGUAGCCGCGGCAUUCCCGCUCCUUCCUCCUCCUCCUCGUCCUCCUCCUCCUCCUCCCCGCCGCCCGGGAAGCGCUGCUGACGGGGGAUCGCGCUCUCCUGCGUUUUUUUCAGGCUCCUCGGAAAUUGAGGAAUGCAAUUCUGCCACCAUGAUGGAAGGAUUGAAAAAACGCACCAGGAAGGCCUUUGGCAUACGCAAGAAAGAAAAGGACACUGAUUCCACAGGGUCACCAGACAGGGAUGGCAUCAAGAAAACCAAUGGAGCCCCAAAUGGAUUUUAUGCGGAGAUCGACUGGGACAGAUACAACUCACCUGAGCUGGAUGAGGAGGGCUACAGCAUCCGACCCGAGGAACCAGGAUCUACCAAAGGAAAGCACUUCUACUCCUCCAGCGAGUCGGAGGAGGAGGAGGAGGCGCACAAGAAAUUCAACAUCAAGAUCAAGCCCCUGCAGGCCAAGGACGUCCUGCGCAGCGCGGCCACCGUGGACGAGCUCAAGGCCUCCGUGGGCAACAUUGCACUUUCUCCAUCCCCCGUGAGGAAAAGUCCGCGGCGCAGCCCGGGGACGAUUAAAAGGAAUUUAUCCAGUGAGGAGAUCACGCGGCCCCGGCGCUCCACGCCCACGCCAGACCCCGGCAGCAAGAAGCCCGGGGAGGAUCCGGCGGCGCUGGCCCCGCUCUUCGGGCCCCCGCUGGAGUCGGCCUUCGAGGAGCACAAGCUGGACGCUGCUCUGGACCAGCCUGAGAUAUGGGGGUCAGUCCAGCCCAUCAACACAAACGUAGAGUCCCCAAAACUUCCAAGACCUUUUCCAACUGGAACCCCUCCGCCGCUCCCCCCGAAGAACAUCCCGGCCACGCCGCCGCGCACCGGCUCCCCCCUGCCCCCGGGCAUCGGAGGGGACCAGGCAGCAGCAGAGCCCAAACGGGACAAACUCCCGUCCAUCAAUGACUUGGACAGCAUUUUUGGCCCCGUGCCGUCCCCCAAAUCUGCUGCUGCCACCGCAGAAGACAAGUGGGUCAAUUUUUCCGAUCAAUCCCCGGAAAGCGCGCCUCCGGAAUUGUCGCCCCGGGACAAAGCGCCGUCCCCGCCGGCGGCCGCGGGCAGCCCGGCCAGCGCUCCGGCCGAGCCUCCCCGCCCGCUGCCCUCGCCGCUGCAGCUGGAAGACGCUCCCAAGAAGCUUCCCGAGCAGCCCCACCUUAAGGAUGAUUCCUCCGAGCCGGUCGCCUCUCCCAAAGAUUUUGGGCCGGGCCAAAGAGCCACCCCGCCGCCCCCUCCGCCGCCCACCUACCGCGCGGUGGUGUCGUCCCCCGGACCGGGCGCCAGCACGGGAAGCACCAGCGGUUCCUCGUCCCCGGCUCGCCCCGCAACGCCGCUGGCCACGUGUGGCACCCCCCCGCCGCCGCCGCCCCGGCCCCCGUCCCGGCCCAAGCUGCCCCCCGGCAAACCCCCCGUCAGCGACGUGUCCAGGCCUUUUAGCCCUCCCAUCCACUCCUCCAGCCCUCCUCCGAUAGCACCUUUAGCCCGUGCUGAAAGUACUUCUUCCAUAUCUUCCACCAAUUCCCUGAGUGCAGCCACCACUCCCACCGUUGAGAAUGAACAGCCUUCCCUCGUUUGGUUUGACAGAGGAAAGUUUUAUUUGACUUUCGAAGGCUCGUCGCGGGGCCCCAGCCCCCUGACCAUGGGGGCACAGGACACCCUGCCCGUGGCCGCCGCCUUCACCGAAACCGUCAACGCGUACUUCAAAGGGGCUGACCCCAACAAGUGCAUCGUGAAGAUCACGGGGGAGAUGGUGCUGUCCUUCCCGGCGGGCAUCACCCGACACUUUGCCAACAACCCCGCUCCAGCCGUGCUCACCUUCCGCGUGCUCAACUUCAACAGGCUGGAGCACGUCCUGCCAAACCCCCAGCUGCUCUGCUGUGACAACGGGCAGAGUGACUCCAACUCCAAGGAGUUCUGGGUCAACAUGCCAAAUCUGAUGACUCACCUAAAGAAGGUAUCGGAACAGAAACCUCAAGCCACCUAUUACAAUGUGGAUAUGCUCAAAUACCAGGUAUCUGCCCAGGGUAUUCAGUCUACUCCAUUAAACCUUGCAGUGAGCUGGCGGUGUGACCCUGCAAGCACUGACCUGCGCAUCGACUACAAAUACAAUACAGAGGCAAUGACCACGCCUGUAGCUCUAAACAACGUCCAGUUCCUCGUCCCCGUCGACGGAGGAGUAACCAAACUUCAAGCUGUGCUUCCUCCUGCUGUCUGGAAUGCUGAACAGCAAAGGAUAUUGUGGAAGAUCCCUGAUAUCUCCCAGAAGUCAGAAAACGGAGGUGUGGGGUCGCUGCUGGCGCGGUUCCAGCUGUCCGAGGGGCCCAGCUCGCCGGCCCCGCUGGCCGUGCAGUUCACCAGCGAGGGCAGCACCUUGUCCAGCUGCGACAUCGAGCUGGUGGGCGCCGGCUACCGCUUCUCCCUCAUCAAGAAGAGGUUUGCGGCAGGUAAAUAUUUGGCGGAUAACUGAUGGAAGCUUAUGCAAGUCUAUGGAAAAUACUAUGGAAAAUACCCAAGGACUGCUGUGCGUGGAACGGGUUUUAAUUACAGUUUAAGGAAAAUGAACUAAAUCCUGCACUCGGGACAUUUCUGUUGGAAGUGUCGACAACUUUCAGCAUUUAUUUUUUCCUUGGAAAACACCGUCUUGACCAGUCCUCCAGUAUUUACUUCUAGAUGUAACAUUGUUAAUGGUUUUAAAAUGUAAUUAUUGUAUUUGUAAAUUGUACUCAUUCCAGUAAGGCUGUAUUUUGGCAGUUAGACACUUGAGUUUUAGCAUUUUACCAUUCAUGAAAUGGAUGUAAUUUAAACUGUGGUAUAUAAAUCUAAUAGUAGUACUGUUGAAUGGCACAAUGCUUACAGAGGUAGAUUGCAUUUUGUCAAUAUAUACAAUUUAAAUACGAUACUGGUAGCUGUUAUGAAGGGGGUGCCUCAUCAAAAGAGAGUUCAGUAGGGCCCACAGGCUGAUUUAAUUUUCCUUCAGUCCUUAGUACGUCUCACAGCGAUCAAUAAAAAGCUCAACCUUCAGGUUUAGCUGGUUUAACUCCAGAAAAAUAUUCUUGGAAAGAUGGAGGUCCCUAGGACAGUCUCCCAGGAAGGAAAUCUCACUUCUGCAGGGAGUAUUUACUCCAAAUUUCCAGCCCCGUGUUCUCUUACAGCUGCAGAUGCCCUGUUGGAAUCCCAGCAGCGCUUCCCUGCCCCGUGCCCGGGUAUUUUGUGGGGAUGCAGAUGAGGAAAGAGGCAGCAAAGAGGCUGGGUGGUCCCUCUGAGCUCCCAGCACUGGCACAAAAUGUCAAUGUUGGGUUUGAGGAUGCGUUUUCCGAGCUGCCUCCGGACGUUUGGUUGCGUUUUUGCGUUGCUUUGCUGGCUUUUUUCUGCCUUUCUCCCCCAUUUCUGAAAGCUCUACGGGUUUAGAAAAUGCUUUAUAGAAUGGCAGCUGCACCUGCUGCUCUAUUUUAGCACUCAGGCAGGAAAAUGUGUAUGGAAAAACACCGGGAAAGAAUUCCCCAGGGAGCAGGAGCAGCAUGGGGGCUGUUUGGUACCCACCAGGGCAGGAGCCCAGCUCGCCAGCAUUGGGAGCAGCUGUCUUGUAGAGAUGGGAAAACACAUGGAAGUGCUAAACUGGAGAAUGGGGGACAAAAUAUUGUCCCUCUGUGUUUUCCCCGUCCCACUGAGUGCUGCUCAUUCCUGUGGAUCUCAUCCCACUCCUGGCAGCACGGGGAGAGCGUUGGUGGCAUCCAUGGUGCUGCAGCUGCUGAGCUGGGCUUGUUAAAUGGGAGAACUUGGCAAUUUUGGGAAGAAAAAUGAAGGAAUCUUUGUGAAAUCAAACACAGAUGCACAGAGGAGCAUCCAUGAAUGGGGUGCUGGGACUUUGGGAAUGUGUGAGGUGACAAAAAGUGCUGAUUUUCCAAGUGUUGCCAGGAUUGCAGUGGUGCACUUACACUGGAAAACAGCCUGGGCAUGUUGGGAAGUGCUUGCUCACGGAGCAGUCUGAUGAAGGAAAACACAGAUCUGUGCCCAUCUUAAGAGACAAGAAGGAAAUGUGGGGGUAUUUCAGGUGUGAGGUGGCUUCCAGGCUGAGAUCUGGGGGGUGAGCUGUGUGUGAGUUGACAGAAGGCAGCAGCAGGAAAGGAGAAGCACAAUUCACUCCUGCAGCUUCCCACACCCUCACAGAUUUUGGGAGUGCAGUCCCCAGUGUUCCACUCCAUGAAUGAUUUUCCCCCUGAACUGGAAAUUUGUAUAAAGUGUGGAGCUCAGCCCUUUCUGACACAGAAAUAUAGGGGCAAACCCUAAGAAUCAGGUUUAUGGUGUGUACAAUUGCUCCAAACCCACCCUUCCAAAAGAGAUCUAUGGCACAGACCUGAAAAAAAAAAAAGAUUUAUAAUGUAAAUAUUACCAGAACAUAGAGAUUUUACUUUAUAUUUCAUUUGAAAGACAAGGUGUUUACAUUAGCAUUGGGUUUUUGAGUGCUUUUUAAACAGAAAAAAACCCAUAACCCAAAGCUCCCAAGCUCAUCCUGUUUGAGCUGGUGAACAAAACAGAGGUCACUUUUUUGGGACGCAGCCCUCAUGGCCUGGAGAGAGAGAUGGGAACAGCCUGGGACAUUUUGUCCUUUUUCUGGGACGUGUGGGAUGUGCCAGCACUCCCAGCCCCACAGGGACACAGUCCCAGCUCCGGGCACUGGCAGGUGACACCAACCCUGUGACACUGGGACCAAAAGCAGCGAUUUGGGACAGGUUUUUCCAUCCUGCUCUAGGCAGUUUUUGGAAGAGUGUUUUCUCAGAGUGCCCUGGGGUUUGUUGGGAGCUUGGUGAGAGCACCUGGCUCCAGAGAGGGACCUGUAGUGCUCAGGGCAUUCAAGUUCUGCAGGCUUCACCUCAGCCCUUAGGAAGGAAAAUCUGUGUAUUUUCAGGGAAUUCAUCUGUUUGGGGUUGCCUGCCCCCUCACAGAGAGCAGGGAGGUGAAAUGGCACUGAUUUGGUUUCAUGCACAUCCCAGACUGGUUUGGGUGGGAAGAGUUCUUAAAAACCAUCCUGUUCCACCCCCUGUUGUGGCAGAGACACUUUCCACCAUCCCAGGCUGCUCCAGCCUGGCCUUGGGCACUGCCAGGGAUCCAGGGGCAAAUUCUAUUCCAGGGUCUCCCCACCCUCCCAGCCAGGAAUUCCUUCCCAAUAUCCAUCUGAAUCUACCCAUUUUCAGCUUCCAGCCACUCCCUGUGUCCUGUCCCUCCCUGCCUUGUCCCCAGUCCCUCUGCAGCUCUCCUGGAGCCCCUUCAGGUCCUGCCAGGGGCUCUGAGCUCUCCCUGGAUCCUUCUCCUCUCCAGGUGAGCGCCCCCAGCUCUCCCUGGAUCCUUCUCCUCUCCAGGUGAGCACCCCCAGCUCUCCCUGGAUCCUUCUCCUCUCCAGGUGAGCACCCCCAGCUCUCCCUGGAUCCUUCUCCUCUCCAGGUGAGCACCCCCAGCUCUCCCUGGAUCCUUCUCCUCUCCAGGGGAGCACCCCCAGCUCUCCCUGGAUCCUUCUCCUCUCCAGGUGAGCACCCCCAGCUCUCCCUGGAUCCUUCUCCUCUCCAGGUGAGCACCCCCAGCUCUCCCUGGAUCCUUCUCCUCUCCAGGUGAGCACCCCCAGCUCUCCCAGCCUGGCUCCAGCCCUUGGAGCAUUCCCAGAGGGAAGCACCACAGCUCUGUUUCCCAGCAGGGCUUUUCCCAAGCCAGGCUGAGGCUGGAGAGGGGGCUCAUCCCUUUGGCACUGCCCAGCCCUGGCACCCCUGAGCUCAGCAGCACCAGGAUCCAUCUGGGUGAACAGAAGGAUAAAUAAAGGAGGCAUUCAAUCAUAAAAAUGUGAAUGCAUGCACAGUUUUAGCUGCUUUGCUUCCGUGGACAUUUCCCUUUAGACUCUGUCCUCAGCAGCCUCUCCCAAAGGAAUUUUCCCCUGGGAAUUUGGCAGCCCACACCUGCAGAGUCAAGGUCCCACUGGCAGAGCAGGGGAGUUUUUCCCCAUGGACACCUUCAGACGUGGAAUCUUACAUGGCAGGAGCAGGAAGUGGUUUUUUGCCACCUUUCUGCUGUUUGUUGCAAACAGUCACAUUUCUCAGCCAGCUCAUGGUGCUCCUCACAGGGGACCUUUCAGAGCAGUUUUCAACAUUAACAAUAUUUCUUAAUAACUCUAAAAUCUCUCAAUAGUAGGAAAAACCACCAAAUAACGAGCUUUUCAUUUGGUGUCUGCAUUUGCUCUUAAAUAUCACUGCCCUGUUUUACAUCUUCUUGGUUCUGUUGUCAUUCACUGGAAAGUGAAAUUAAUUUGUCUUCACUUUGCCCUUUCAGGUUUUGCCUAUCAUUUUUUAAAACUUACGUGGGAAAACCCUGCCAGUUGCUGUUGGAAUGCCCUGCCUUUGUAGCCAGGCAGAGCGGGGAUGGGAAGGGAAGGUACAGCCCCCCUGCCAUCCUUCCCGGGCUGCUCCCUGAGAUCCCUCCAGCAGGAGCAUCCGAAAAAAAGAGUCACCACCCCUUUCCCCCAGCAGAAGCAUUUUCAAAUGGCUGGAGUGCACUGAAAAGGUGACAGAUUUUUAAUUUACCUAAGAGAGAGUCAAACAUUCUUUCCCUACCCUUUUGUGGUUUUUGUGUGAAAAUAUCUUCGUUAAAACCCCUAAUUUUGAAGCUUGUCAUGACCAAAAUAUGUAACGCCACCCUGCUGUACUUUCCAGGUUAGAAAUUACUGUCUCAAAGAUUUCACUUCGUAGCCAGAAUUCUUCUGUUCCUCUUUCCCUCAAGAUUUCCCAAGGAAAUGAAUCUGUGUAGAGCCAGGGAGGUUUUAUGAUAAUCAGGAUUAUUCCAGCCAGGAUUUUAAUUCUUCUUUCACUGCAAGGCAAGGAAAAGAUUUGCAGGAAUACGCCCUGCUCCUGCCUGCCUUCCCCUGUCCCUUUAGGAGGGAUGAUGCUGCUGGCAGUGGCUCUUGGAACCACGAAAUUGGUGGUGAUGCUCUUCAAAGGCCUGGGGACAAGCAGGAUGUGGUGGAACACACCAGACCCCAGUGAGGCUUUGGGGGUGCCUUGUGCAUCCAUUGGAAAUCCCAGGUUUUCUGGGACAGCGGGAACGGCUGUGGAUGUGCUGCCCCCACUUUGGGCUCCUCAUCCGUGCAGGGAGGGGUUUUUCACUCCCGGACGUUCUAAGGUUGAUGGAAUCCCCCGGGUGCUCGGGUGACAUGAAACAAAGGGAGAUGUGGCGCGGUCUGAGCCAGGAUUUGGGUCGGGAUGUGCCGGGAAGCUCCCAGGGCUGGUGGGAGGAGGGCUCAGGAUGCGGGACAACCCCACUGUGACACCCCAGCAGUGAAUCAGAUAUCCCCAGGUAUCACCCUGGACCACUUAAUGAACCCCCUCGUGUAUAAAAUGUUUAUAAAUAUUUGUGGAUGAAGAUACACAGGUCUAUUUUUAAGAUUUAAGUUAAAUAAGUUAACGAAUGGCCGGCCUUUUCUGCCUAAACGUGCAAUGAGAUAUAUUAUACCUUUAGUCUACGAUGGCCUAGGUACUGCUUAGUCUGUGAUGAAAACUUUGCUGCUUUCCUACUGUUCUCAGAGAAAAAAAAAAAAAAAAAACAACAAAAAACCAACCUAUAAAAGACGUACAGGUUUGUUGCACAGGGACUACUGCAGCGAAGCUUUGUAUUUGACCACUGGUAAUAUGAAUGUGUUGUAUUGACUUGUUGAAGAUAAUCAUGAAACAACAUAUUUUAAAUGUUACUUGCCUUAUAGAUUAGAGUACGACUAUGUGGAUAUCAUUUUUGUAAAUACUGUUUUUUAUAAAUGUCUCUCCUCCAUCCUCCCCGUCACCAAUUUCACCGACUCUCAAAUAUGCAAUUAUUUACCAUGCAGAGCGUUGUGACAAAGAAAUCCCCACAUCAGAACAAAGUUUAUUCAUUCUAUACAUAAGAACCACAUGAAAUACCCAACUGAGUUGCAAUUUAAAUGUGAUUAUUAUUAUUAUUUUUUUUUCCUUGAAAAUAAACAACAAAACGUAAAACA
Vidua chalybeata is the source of this 8086-nucleotide messenger RNA. RefSeq names its product SH3GL interacting endocytic adaptor 1 (gene SGIP1). The coding region runs from base 194 to 2548 and encodes 784 amino acids. The transcript has 24 exons. The record is from RefSeq and is a predicted model, not a curated record. Lineage: Eukaryota; Metazoa; Chordata; Aves; Passeriformes; Viduidae. Gene Ontology annotation, cellular component: plasma membrane; clathrin-coated pit; clathrin-coated vesicle. Gene Ontology annotation, biological process: clathrin-dependent endocytosis; clathrin coat assembly.